GUGGAACUCUCGUUGGUUUGUAGUGUGUUGUCAUCGUGGACUUGACCGCGACCGAGCGAACAUGAGUCAACCGAACGAAUACAGGAAGAUCUUCUUCAACGAUGCUGCCAAGAACGCUGAGUUUGCCUUCUGCGACAACGCUGUCGUCACGUCCAAGUACACAGUGCUGUCAUUCGUGCCCAAGUUUCUCUUUGAGACGUUCCGCAAAUUCGCCAACGCGUACUUUCUCGUCGUGUCCAUGAUGCAGGUGAUUCCGUCCAUCAGCAACACGAACGGCCUGCCGUCAACAGCGCCAACGCUGCUCUUCAUCAUGGUCAUUGACGCCAUUUUCGCCAUCUUGGAGGAUCGUAAGCGGCACGUCGCGGACGCUAUUGCAAAUUCACGUGUUACAAAUGCCUUGGACAAGGACAACGCGCAGUUCACGCCGAGGGAAUGGAAAGACCUGUGUGUUGGGGACUUUGUUAAGUUGGGCAACAGGGACCAAGUGCCUGCGGACUUGCUGAUUCUGGCUGUGUCGGAGCAGCCGUCGGUGCCCCCCACAGGUCUUUGCUACGUCGAAACCAAGAGUUUGGACGGCGAGACAAAUAUGAAAGUACGGCAAGCGAUGCAGUGCACGAUGACCAAGUGCCGCUCGCCCGCUGAACUCCUCGCUUUGAAGGGCAUGGUGCAAUGCGAGCAUCCCAACAACGGGAUUAACACCUUCCAGGGUGUGUUACACUUAAACGGCGGAGAAAAGGAGUCAAUAGCGCACAAGAGCAUCCUCCUGCGGGGCUGUAUAAUUCGCAACACGGAAUGGGUGUUUGGGUUUGUCAUCAACACCGGGCAAGACACCAAGAUCAUGAUGAACAACACGGCGACGCCGUCCAAAAUGAGUUCCAUGGACGCCUCGAUCAACCGGUACAUUGUUGCGCUGGUGUGUGUGCUAUUCACGUGUUGCGCUGUGGGGGCGACGGGAAGCGUCCUGUGGGAGACGAAAAACUCGGCCACGUGGUACAUCAGCGGGUUGGGGCACCCGUCGCCGUCGUCGCAGUCGUCGUGGGUCGUCAUGUUCUUCUACUUCUUUCUGCUCAUGUACCAGUUCAUUCCGAUUUCGUUGUACGUGUCGAUGACGAUGGUCAAGCACGUGCAGUCUGUAUUUAUUCAAUGGGACGCCAAGAUGUAUCACGAAGACUCGGACACGCCAGCCUUGGUCCGCACCAUGUCGCUCAACGAAGAACUGGGCCAAAUCUCGUACAUAUUUUCCGACAAAACCGGGACGCUCACGUGCAACGUGAUGGAGUUCCGCAAGUGCUCGAUUGGCGGCGUGUCGUAUGGCCAUGGCACAACCGAAAUCGGGUUGGCAGCGCUCAAGCGAGCUAACAAGACAGAGCCAUUGCCUCCAAUUGAAGAAACCAAGCGCAAGGCUAAUGUCGUGCCGAAUGUCAAUUUUGACGGCCCCGAGUUGUUUGACCACAUGGCAGGUGGGCUUGGAUCGGACCAAAAAGACCGAAUCGACUGGUUCUUUCUCCACUUGGCGAUCUGCCACACGGUCAUCCCUGAGCGCCGUGAAGGCACAAAUGAGCUGACGCUGUCGGCAUCUUCACCGGACGAGCAAGCGUUGGUGUCUGGCGCGUCGUUUUUCGGGUUCGAGUUCAUCAACAGAGUUCCUGGCAAGGCUUUCUUGCGAAUUCGGGGAGUGGAAGUCCAGUAUGAAUUGCUCGACGUGCUAGAAUUUAGCAGUGCGCGAAAACGCAUGUCGAUCGUGGUCAAGAGCCCAGAGGGGCAUAUUCUUGUGCUGACGAAGGGCGCAGAUGUUGUGAUAUUUGAGCGGUUGAGGACAACUGAGCAAAACGCCGAGCUGCUUCAACACACGACCGCGCACAUCAACGGCUUUGCCAACGAAGGAUUGAGAACGCUUACGAUUGCUUCCAAGAAACUCGACGACACAUUUUACGGCAAAUGGAGGGAUCGAUAUCAUGAAGCACUGAACAACCUGGACGAAAUAGACAAGCAAAAGAGCGAAGCGCCGAAUGCUAUUGACGAUUGCAUGGACGAACUGGAAAAAGACCUGGAGCUUCUUGGGGCUACUGCCAUCGAGGACAAACUCCAAGCCGGCGUGCCUGCUACAAUUGCGACACUGGCCGAGGCCGGCAUAAAGAUUUGGGUGCUCACUGGCGACAAGGAGGAAACUGCCAUCAACAUUGGCUUUGCGUGCAACCUCUUGCACAGCCAAAUGCGACGCGUUGUCGUCAACUCCGGUUUGUUUGACACUCCGCAAAAGAUUGAACGUGAGCUUCAAGCCCAGUUUGCCAACAUUUGCAAAAUUGCGCAAGACCCAGCGGAGACCUUGGUGGAUGUUGCCCUGAUCAUAGAUGGAGAGAGUCUCGUCCAUGCCCUGGAAGGCACGUGUCGGUACGCAUUGCUGGAGUUUGCUCAGCACUGUAAAGCCGUCAUUGCUUGUCGAGUGUCCCCGGGUCAAAAAGCUCAAAUGGUGGCUCUCAUCAAAGAUAACAUUCCAUGUGUUCGCACCUUGGCAAUUGGAGACGGAGCGAACGAUGUCCCGAUGAUCCAAGAAGCACACGUUGGUGUGGGAAUCUCUGGCCAGGAGGGACUCCAAGCAGUCAAUGCAAGCGAUUACGCGAUUGGCCGCUUUUCCUUUAUCGGACGGUUGCUCCUCGUCCACGGCAGGUGGAAUUACAUGCGCAUGUCGCAAUUGGUGCUGUACAUGUUUUACAAAAACAUCAUGCUGACCUCUGCGCAAUACACGUACACGUGGUUGAGUGGGUUUUCCGGCCAAAAGUUCUUUUUGGAGUCGAUUGUCCAGUUGUACAAUGUCAUCUUCACGUCGUACCCGAUUUUGUGCCUGGCCAUCCUGGACCAAGACGUUCGCGAUCGAAUGGCGAUGGCCUUUCCAAAGCUGUAUAUGACGGGGCCUCAAAACAGCCUGCUAAACGCAGCCGUGUUUUCCUCGUGGGUGUUUUCCGCGCUCGUGGAAUCUGCAGCCAUUACGCUGAUGGUUGUGUGGUCGUUUGGAAACAGUGGCCACAUGUCCGAGUGCCCUGGAAUGUGGCUCAUGGGAAACGUCGUGUUUUCGCUUGUGAUGCUGGUCGUUACUUUCAAAUUGACGUUGUUCCAGAACUCGUGGCUGCUCAUCAACUGCGCGCUGUACGCGCUGUCGAUUCUACUAUGGAUUUCAAUUGCCACGAUUGCGUCCAACUGGUACAUGUUAUCGGGAUGGCCAUGGAUGGAUAUGAUGGCCAGCAUGUCCAGCCUCGUCCCAUUCUGGUGCAUGAUGCUGUUAGUGCCUAUCAUGGUGCUUGUACCAACGUACUGUGGCCUCGUGUUGAAGAACGAGUACUUCCCUGAGUACAAUCAGCUUGCAAAAGAAGUGGCCACGUUCGGCCUCAGUCUUGACCUCCUCCAAUGGGACUUUUUCAUGCCCGAUGCUCGACAACGCAUGAUACAUCAAAAGUUCACAGGAACCUCCAGCAAGCCCUCCUCUGUAAUCCCUGUGGCCAGCAAACGACGCAAUUCGGCGUUGAAGGCCAUUUCAAAUGGAUCGCAUUCGGGCUUUGCGUUUUCGUCAGACCAUCAAGCAAGGAGGGUAGAGGCCCGAUUAGCACUGGGGAAGUACAUACACAGAUCAAUGCAAAAAUAAUCCAACUCUUUAUUGAUCACA
This is a messenger RNA of Aphanomyces invadans, 3658 nucleotides long. RefSeq lists its product as hypothetical. Gene Ontology annotation, molecular function: ATP binding; ATPase-coupled intramembrane lipid carrier activity; magnesium ion binding. Gene Ontology annotation, biological process: phospholipid translocation. NCBI's taxonomy places the organism in Eukaryota, Oomycota, Saprolegniomycetes, Saprolegniales, Verrucalvaceae. The transcript has a single exon. Gene Ontology annotation, cellular component: plasma membrane. The record is from RefSeq and is a predicted model, not a curated record. The coding region runs from base 62 to 3637 and encodes 1191 amino acids.